GGAGGGGAACCGGAGGGAAAGGCUCCUCUGCUUCAAUGGAAUAAAAACUGCGCAGUUUCUUUUAAGGAGUCCCCAUCCACAGCUCAGUUCGUGCGCAGUGGACACCUCUGGAGGAUGAUUCAGGGAUGGUGGCUGCUGCCUUUUCCUGGCUCCAGCCUUCCAUUUAUUUAUUUCAGUGCCCGCUCAGAGGAGGAAGGGGAGCUGUGCAAUCAUUCAGAAAAGGCGAUGCGACUAUGCAGAGGUGCAACAUGCAGACACGGUGGGUUUUCUUUCUGCUCCCUUCGCUGCACCUAAACUGGUUUUGGAUGCUGGAUGGAACUCAAAUUGGAUACGUGGUUUAGAAAUGACAGAGGAGAAGACGGGUUUUUUUAAGGGGGCUGCGUCAUCCCCGGAUGGGCAUGGAGGUGGACUGCUGUGCAGAUCUUUCUCUGGUUUUCGCUGCUGAUUCUGGGACUAACAUCUAAAAAGCAGCGGAGUGAGGAUGGGAAGGCGUCUCAGUGCUGUGUUUGAAGAACCGCCAGCGCCUGACUGAAGCCAUGAGAUAUCACUACAGGCUGCUGACUGCUGGAGGAAGAUGGAUGAGAUUCACUUCGACACCUGCAGCUGGAAAAAUCCUCCAUGUAAAGAACAGGAACUCUGACCUGCAUCCGUCUGCAAGCGAACAGAGCGUACCUGCUCAGGUUAGCCCACCCGCUUCCAACCCACUCUCACUCGGUGUGUGUGCAGCCGUGGCAGGAGGUUGGAGGGUGUCAUGGUGGCCCAAAGGUCCUGAGAGUAGAAAAGCAAGGACUUAACCUACAAUCACUUGGUCUGAAGAGAUGAUUGGCAGCUGAAGAGGAGAUUUGACAGAACUGUGAAUCAAUAACUCGGUGCUAACUCUGAAAGCGAGUGGGCUUUAAAUAGAGAGAGACGUCCAGAGUUGGUGAGAGAAGAGGAACUGGUGGGAGGAACCUUUACGCAUGUCCAGAGCUAAUUUGGGAAAGCUAGUGGAAGAGUGCUGCACUCUGCUGAGCAAGAGGAGUGACUCAUAACCUUACGGUGUGUCUGGUACACUCCAACUAAAGCAAGUUCAUUGACCAGUUGGCUUCGAGGCUCCUGGUGCUGAAGACAGGGGAGUCAGACGUUGCAGAUUUUCUCAGUGUUGGAGUGAGGCCCUCUCUGUGCUGCAGUGGAGGGCUUCACAGAUACAGCUAGUCUGGCUGGAUGCAUCACUCAGUGGAGCAGUUAAGCGGGCGAGGCACACGGGACUCCUUCCCUCUGGACGGACUCAACCGGGGGCCAUGGCAUCCCGUGAGCGGCCGCGCCUGGCAGACAACUGCCAGGUGUUCACCUGCAAUGAACCAACCGCAGCUACUUCACCAUCUACCUCCUGCAGCGCUAGGUGGAUUAAACCAUCACAGUAAAUAUUUAAGUAAUGGGCCAAUGCGGGGAGAAGAAAAGCUUGAUCUCCCACCAGCAAUGUUCCCAGGAAUGCAUCGGGAGCAGCAGAGGCCUCCCCCUCAACAUCUUCAUCCUCCCCCUCCUCCUCCUCACAGAGUAUGGGAACAGCAGUACGACUCCCACCAUGCCCCUCAUCCCCAUCCGGUUCUGUCCCUGCCCAACGACCACACUAUGCGUCUCUUUAAUGGUUACCCCGGUAGCGGCGCACAUCUGCUCAACCCACAUCUUCCUCCUAACCGACCAAACCCACUGCUGAAGGAUCCCCAGGGUCCACCACUGCUGGGAGAAGAGAUGCGGGCUCAGGUGCACCAGAGAGGCUACCCAGGGAAGAUGCCGGGGGGUCAGCUGAAGAGACCAGGUCCUCCUCUGGGGGAGCAUUCGGUCAUCCAACACACUCCUCCAGUGUCCCAUCACAUACCUCCUCAUCCAGUAGUCGAGGACACCCCCAGUCCCAGCAAGAGGAGAAAGAGUUUGGAUCAGGUGUCCCACUCAGGGUUGCAGCAUUUUUCUGGCCAGUCUCCAUCAUCGUCUCAACAGCAGACUCCAACUCACCACCAUGCCCUAAAACCUGCUUUCUGGAACCCCAUCCAUAAGGACAAUGGCGUCCCCUGGAAGCCCCACACAUCUGACAGAAAACAUCCACACGAGUAUCAGGAAAGUAAUAAACAAGGGAUGUGCAGCUACACCUCAAAGACCUCUCCCAACUCCUCCAGCCCUUCUAACCUCUCACCCCAUCCUCCGAACUCAUCUCCGGGAGGCUACCAUCAGGGAUGUGCUCCCCACCUGCAGAAAGAUGUGCUACAACCUCAGGCAGUGAAUCAUCACUCCCCUCAUUCCUCCUACCCAAAUCCAAGCUCCAAACUGGAUCUGGGCCCCUCCUGCCAGGCUGUGGAGCCCCGUGGUCUAAACAAACAGAGAAGCCUGCUCGGUGGGGGCCACACACCGCCUACUCCAACCAGGGGAGACAAAGAUCAUCGGGUAAGAGCUCAGUCGUCACCAGCAAACGCUUCUGCAACCAGCAACAAAAACAACAGCAGCAGCAGCAGUGUGCCUUACUGCCACUACCAGCCUCACCCGGGGCUACGACACCCUGGUGCUCCUCCACCCCCUCCUCCUGCCAGCAGCACCUCAGUACCUCAGCAGCAACAAAGUGGUCCCAGUGAGGCUUGGAGAUACCAGAGCAGACCCAGCAGUCAUUCCCUGGAGUCUAGGGUCUACGUGCCUCCAGGUCUGCUACCUCAACCCCAGCAGAGCCACAAUCAGGUUGUAGACAGUCGACUUUCAGGUUCCCAUCAGCAUCAGCGCCACAUCAGUCCCACUGUGCCCCCAACCAACUCCACCCGAACGCCUGUCAUCACAUCUAAUCCCCCCAUGUCUCUGUCCUCCUGCACUAACAGCCGCUACACCAGCAGCUCAGACAGAGUCACAGUGGCUAAUGUCUCUUCAAGAUCUAUGUCACCCCCUGGUGGUUGCUCUGUGAACAACCGCACAAAUCAAAACAGUUGGAGAGGAAUGACAGAUCCAAAGACCCAGAACUCCACCAGCCCCAAAUCUCAGAUGGAUGCUCUGCUGCAGCCAGGUUGUCAGAGAGGCCGGGCUCAACAACAAGACCAGCCCAAACCUCAACACCAGGAAUCUACAAGAUCCCCGCCUACCAAUGGGAAGAUGUCAUACUAUGCUCAGGCUAACCCCCAACAAUCUCCCCGUCAAUUUUCCUCAUCAUCUUUGUUCUCCUUGGGGAACCAAAGAGUGGAGGACAGUGUAAUCACAAGAAGAGAUUCAAAUCCUUUUCCCAAUUCCCCUUCUACAUACUGCCCAGCUUCUCUUCCUUCUGUCAACACUUUGUCUCGAGGAUCCAGACCGAAUCAUCAGCCGCACUCCACAUCGACACAGAUGUUCUCCACUCCACAAGCUUCAACUUCUGUCCCUCAGUCGAUGGGAGAUGUCUUAGAUAAGCUCGACGCUGAGCUGGAGGGGCAUAUGCAAGCUGAGGAGCGGCGGAGGAGAGACAGAGAAGAGCAGGAGAGGAAAAAGGAAGAGGAGAAACAAAAGAGAGAGUUGGAAAUGAGACGAAAACUGGAGGAGGAAAGACAGAAGAAACAGCAGCAGGAGGAGGAAAGGAAAAGAAGAGAAAUGGAAAAAAUUCUUAUGGAGAGAAAAAGAAGGGAAUUGGCAAAGCUGGAGGAAGAGAGGAAAAAGCUGGAGUGGGAAAAGAGAGAGCAGGAAAGGAAGAGGAAAGAGUGGGAGAGACAAGAGGAGGAGCGAAAGAGGAGGGAAGCUGAGAGACUGGAAAGAAAGAAGAGAGAAAUUGAAAGGGCUAAGGAGGAGAAGAGAAAACUUGAGGAGGAAAAAAGGAUGGAGCAGAAGAAAGAGGAAAGCCUCUGCAGUGCUAAAGGAAAAGAGCAGACUGCCAUUGAAAACCUGGAAAGACUUCUCUCUGGAAACACCCCCACAGUGCCCCCACCUCCUCCCCUCUCCGUUCCUACACCUCCCUCAGCUGCACCACCCUCCAUUUCCCAGGCGUCACCUCCGUACCCCUGGCUCAGUCGUGGCGGUGUACCUCCCGCUCCGACUGCCCAGGCCCCCAGCAACCCCACAGAGAGGCUACGGCCUCCUCCCCUCACACCUCAGACUGAGUACGCUAGGGAGAAGCAGCGGCUCAGGGAGAUGGGGAGUAAUGGCGGUGGUGGCGCAACAUUUAAUCCCUCAACACUCAAUACCUCAGGGAUGAACCAGCCCAUACACCCCAGCAAACCCCCAGCAAUGCAAGCAGCACCCAACCAAUCCAAAGACUCCGGCAGGGAGAGAGACCUCCCUACCUUGGCAAUUAGAGAGCCCCCCAAACUUUAUCAGGCAUUUUCUAGAGACAACCUCCCCUUGCCACCUCUGCCAUCAAGCUCAGCCAUUGCCAGGGGAAUCAACAAGAAGUUGACUGAAAGCAGUUGGGAAAACAAUGGUACCGAAUCGGACAGUGCUCAGUUUGAGGAGGAGCCCUCUGAAAUGUCCACAAUGCUCCCUGAUGGUCUGGCUAACAUUAUGGCAAUGCUGGAUGAAUCGAUCAAAAAAGAGGAGGAACUGUACAGCAGUGAGAAGAACGGGUGUGCAGCUCUCAUACACAACUUUAUCCCAGGUGCUGAUCCCAUGAAGAGCUACCUGUGUGCCCCAGACCUGAUCCCAGCCACAAAGCAUCAGCCUAAUCAGGAAGAUUUGGGAUCAAAUCCAAGCCCACCUGUGCUCAGCCGGCAAGGCUCUCUGGCAUCUCCUUGUAGCCGAACUUCAUCCCUUGAGGAAGAGGAGGUCUACCAUAAGGCUGCCCCAAGCGUUCCUCUGAGCACCAAGCCAACUGUGGACAUGGAAAUUGGAGUAGGGAAUACAAACUACCGCCACAGUGACCUGGCUAAACUCUAUGGCCUCCCAGAGCAGAUCAGAAGCGAAGCUGAUGAAGAAUCUGAGGAGGACUCCGAGGCGCCGUCUUGUUCUCCGCCUCCUCAAAGACCCCACCUCCAUCAGACGGGGGUAAAUAGUACGUUUAAGUCUUUGGCAACACUGUUGGAAAGCCAGAAGUAUGCUUAUCGAGGAGGGCCUUUUGGGAGACCACCUCCAUCCGCUCUGGUUGGUGUCAAAUAUUCCUCCUCGCUGUCGCUUGGCCCUGAUAUCUGCCGCCAGCAGCAAGGCAGUUCUCCCACGAGUGAUUCAACAAGCCCACCUUUCAGUCCUGCUGUCCCAUCUCAGAAAUCCUUUCCUCAUUCACUACUGGAGGAUAAGAAGAUAAAAACAGAGGACAGUGACGUGUGGACAGAUGAGGGAGAGAUGGAGGAAAGGGUGAACUCCAUGGAGGAGAGGAAAACCAUAAAGCCCAUUAAGGUCAUCAAGACCGAACAAGAGCUGACCACCAUCUCAGAGUCUUCUCUGAAGGAGCUGGGAAAGAGCUGUGAAGUCAUGCUGUGUCGACAUUCACUUGAUAGAUCCGACCGCCAAGUGAAGUCAGAGGACAGAGACAAACCUGAGAAAGUGAAGGAGCACAAAGACAAGAAAAGGAAACAUGGUCACAGCCACAGCAGCAGGAAAUACAAGGACAAGAAGGAAAGGAAGAAGCACAGAGAGAAGAGAGACGAUGCUUCUUCUUCGUCAUCAUCCUCCAGCUCCAGCCACAAACGCCACAGAGACGGCAAGAGCCACAAAGAGAAAAAACACCGCAGAGUUCUGGGUGAUCUCAAUCUCCACAGGCGAGAAUCUGAGAAGGACCGAGCUCAUUGUGAAUCGGAUAAAAAGAAACGGAAAGAUGGCUUUGGCUCCUCUAGCGAGCGUGCAGCAUGGACCUCGAGUUCAGGGGAAGUGUCUUCUGAACCCAAAAAUGGCACAGACGCCGGCUCGUUAUUAGGUUCCACAGACUUGAUGAAAUUAAAGGCGCUUUCGGACGGUCCGCCCAAGGAGCUGAAGAUUCGGCUCAUCAAGGUGGAAAGCGGGGACAGGGAGACAUUCAUCGCCUCUGAGGUGGAGGAGAAGAGGAUUCCUCUCGCAGAAAUCAGCAUCAAGAACACUGCAAGUGAGAUUAUCCGCUCCUGCAAGUCGGCUCGUAUCAAAGGGAAAUUCAAAGAGUCGUAUCUGCUUCAAGCCUUCUCUGUUAAACCCAUCAUAAGCACGGAUGAACCCAUUCCUAGGGAGAAACUCAACCCCCCUACACCCAGCAUCUAUUUGGAGAGCAAGAGGGAUGCCUUCUCUCCGGUCCUGCUGCAGUUCUGCACAGACCCAAAGAAUCCUGUUACGGUCAUUAGGGGACUAGCUGGAUCUCUUCGACUCAACUUGGGACUCUUUUCCACAAAGUCUCUGGUGGAAGCAAGCGCAGACCAAGCGGUUGAGGUGAGGACUCAGGUGCAGCAACCUGCAGAUGAGAACUGGAACGCCAGCGGCACGGGUCAGACGUGGCCAUGCGAAAGCAGCCGCUCCUACACCACCAUCGCCAAGUAUGCCCAGUACCAGGCCUCCAGCUUCCAAGAGAGCCUCCAGGAAGAGAAAGGCAGCGACGAGGAGGAUGAAGAUGACGAGAAGAAGCCACUCGUUGGUGCUGAUGCUAAUAAAGAUGGCUCCAAAGAGAGCAACAAUGGAGAGCAGAAGCCUGUUGGAAAGAUCAUCAAAUUUGGCACAAAUAUCGACCUGUCUGAUCCCAAAAGGUGGAAGGCCCAACUUCAAGAGCUGCAGAAGCUUCCAGCAUUUAUGCGCGUCGCCUCCAGUGGGAACAUGCUGAGCCACGUUGGACACACCAUCCUCGGCAUGAACACCGUCCAGCUCUACAUGAAGGUUCCUGGCAGCCGGACGCCUGGUCACCAGGAAAAUAAUAACUUCUGCUCAGUGAACAUCAACAUCGGCCCUGGGGACUGCGAGUGGUUCUCUGUGCAUGAAGACUACUGGGAGGCCAUCAAUGACUUCUGUGAAAAGCAUGGAGUGGACUACUUAACAGGGUCCUGGUGGCCGGUGUUGGAGGACCUCUACAGCGCCAACAUCCCCGUUUAUCGCUUCAUCCAGCGGCCCGGAGACUUGGUGUGGAUCAAUGCCGGUACUGUUCACUGGGUGCAGGCCGUGGGUUGGUGCAACAACAUUGCUUGGAACGUCGGACCUCUCAACGGCUACCAGUACCAACUGGCCUUGGAGAGGUUUGAGUGGAACGAAGUGAAGAAAGUCAAAUCCAUCGUUCCUAUGAUUCAUGUUUCCUGGAAUGUGGCCCGCACUGUCAAGAUCACCGAUCCAGACACCUACAAAAUGAUCAAACACUGCCUGCUGCAGUCCAUGAAACACAUCCAGAUCCUACGGGACCAACUGAUAUCUGAGGGAAAGAAGAUUUCCUAUCAGAGUCGGGUCAAAGAUGAGCCUGCCUACUACUGCAACGAGUGUGAUGUGGAGGUGUUCAACUUGCUGUUUGUGACGUGUGAGAACAGCAGCAGGAAGACGUAUGUGGUUCACUGUGAGGACUGCGCCCGACAGCGCAGCCCCAACCUGAACAACGUCGUGGUGCUGGAGCAGUACCGCAUAGAGGAGCUCAUGAACGCAUACGAUUCCUUCGUCUUGGCGUCCUCCUCUCGGUGACAGAGCUCCUCCUCUGGGCGUCCACAGCCAUAACCAAAACUCCUGCAGCGCCAGGACAAGAAACAAAAAAAAAAAGAAGACAGUUUUCACUUUGGUUUCUAAACCCACCAUUUCAUUAUUAUUAUUUUUUUGCUACUGCAACGAUUUGCUGAUCAUCCAGCUGAAUACGUUUACUUGUUACUGUUUACAGAAUCAAAAGUGGGGAAAAAAAAUAGAAAGAAAAGAAACAAGCUGCCAUCAAAAUCCCAGUUUACUCUCAGAUGGUGCUUUGAAGCAGAAACCCUGGCAGCAGGGCAGCUGGUGCUGGCAUUGAACAAACUGUGGAGGAGAAACUGUUUCAAUGGCGCUUUUUUUUUGUUGUUGUCUUGAAUACUGAAAUUUGUACAUGCCGUUUGAAAAUUUCGUGGGGUGCUGUCUUUUUCUAAAUAAUUUAUUGUUUCAGUUUGUUUUUCUAAACUAGAUUAGCCUAGAUAUAUACCACAUUGGCCUUGUAUUUAGAAAAGAAAGAAAAUGAAAUUACUAAUAAUAGAGAUAUGAACAUUUUUCUAAAGCAUUAAGUAUUUUAAAAAUUAAAAUUUUUUGGAAUGCUUCAAAAAAUACGGGUUUUAGCAACAGUUUUUUUAAGGGGAGGGGUUGAGUUGGUGGGGUUUUUUUUCAGAUGCUUGUAUUUGUUGUAAAUCUUGUUCCUAUGAAUUAUACUUUAUUUCUUCUGGAGAUUAAUACUCAGCUGUCACACAUCAUCAGGUCUUUUGUUCUGUUUUUUUCUAGCUCUGUAUGAACUUUGUCCAGAAAAAAAAAAGGUUUGUGCUGUACCUCUCUUUUCAGUAUGCAGUUAUUUUUCUUUUAGCAAUUGUACAUUUAAUUUAAAAAAUGUUUUCUCUAUUUAUUGGAUAUUAAUGUUCUCCCUUUUUAAUGAAUUGUACAUUGUUUUUCCUCAUUUUUUUUUGGACACGGUGACUUGCUUUGUAUGAACUGAAACAUGGAGGCAUCUCUGUGGCGGUGGAGGGCGAUGUUUUCCUGGUGCUUGCCUCUCGACCUCUGCCUUUUCGCUCCUGAUAUAUAUUGAAUUAAAUCUUUAUCUUGAAUAUAACACCACCUUUCCUGUAGAUGAUAGACACACUGCUCACGUAGAGAUGACUAAUGGAAUGCUGUGUUUGUAUCCUCAUUAAGGAAAAAAAAAAUUUUUCCAAAGUGUUUUGAGAAAUGGUAAUUUUUUUUUUUUACUACACAGGGGGCUUUUAGACAAGAUUUUUAUGAUAUUUGUUGAAUAUAAUGGGAUAGAUGGUGCUAAAUGUUCUCUUUUGAACAAUUUUUUUUUGUCCUCUAAAAUUGAGAAAUCUAUUUUUCCUGUUGCAAUAUUACCUUUUCCUUCUCUUUGUGGUCAUUUAUUUAUAACUGCACUGUUUUAGCGAAUUCACACAGACCUACUUGCAGACACACACACCAAACUGAGCCAGACAUGUCUUAAACACUUGUGAAUUUGUGUGACAUUACUAUGACUAUUAAUUAAACACUUGAUAAAUCCAGGCAAA
This is a messenger RNA of Xiphophorus maculatus (southern platyfish), 9053 nucleotides long. RefSeq names its product lysine-specific demethylase 6B-like (gene kdm6ba). The transcript has 27 exons. The coding region runs from base 1204 to 7521 and encodes 2105 amino acids. Gene Ontology annotation, cellular component: MLL3/4 complex. The record is from RefSeq and is a predicted model, not a curated record. Gene Ontology annotation, molecular function: histone H3K27me2/H3K27me3 demethylase activity; chromatin DNA binding; RNA polymerase II cis-regulatory region sequence-specific DNA binding. Gene Ontology annotation, biological process: heart development; regulation of gene expression. NCBI's taxonomy places the organism in Eukaryota, Metazoa, Chordata, Actinopteri, Cyprinodontiformes, Poeciliidae.